AUGUGGAGGCUGCAGAAUCCUCCAUAGGUUGUGGACGGCCAUAUGAGAGAAGUCCCACCGGGCCUUAGAUCUAUGCGUAUUUCAGGGCCGCAAGUGCUUCCCAAAUUCCAGGAGCGUCCACCUCCUCCACGCCUCUUAAGACUCCAACUGUUCCCAGAGCCAUUGUGUCAAUUAAACAAAACAGGUAGUCUCUCUUUUGCAGGCAUGGACAGCGGAAGCCCUCAGUAUGGCACCCUGGCUGAAUGGCUUCGGUCAGACGUGUUUAUCGUGUUCGUGGUGGUUCUGGUACUGCUCGGCUUGGUUCUAACGGCAGUCUGCUGGGUCUGGCGGCGCCAGAGACGACACAGACCGUCAACUUCACAGAGGCUGACAGAGAUUGAGAUCUACCCAACAGUGGAUGCUUCAGUUGGGGAGGCACAACAGCAAAAGUUCUGCCUGAAAAUCCGGACUGACCAGAGGCAUGCUUCGGAGUUGGUGGGCAUCCUGGCAGAUCACAUACGGCCCACUGGGUCAUCCACAACAGGUGACAUGUCUGCAGGUGUGUCAGCAUCCAAAGCCAUCCUAAACCCAACAGUGACCCCCAGACAGCCACUGGAAACACAGAGGAAAAAUUAUAAUAUAGGUGUGGCUGUCAUAACAUCAAAGACCACCAUUCCUGGAGUUUUUAUCCCCCAGGACUACAAUAGCUCCAAUGAAAGUGAUGAUCAAAAUGAUAAUGAUGACAGUGAUGAUGAAAGUGAGAGCGAUUGAUAUAA
Sardina pilchardus (European sardine) is the source of this 755-nucleotide messenger RNA. RefSeq lists its product as uncharacterized. Bases 43 to 750 code for a protein of 235 amino acids. The transcript is spliced from 4 exons. The record is from RefSeq and is a predicted model, not a curated record. Lineage: Eukaryota; Metazoa; Chordata; Actinopteri; Clupeiformes; Clupeidae.